AUGACUCCACUCAACCUCAACCAUACUGACAAGGCGGGGUAUCUACUAUGGGGGGAGACUACAAACAUGCUUACCUCAACAUCCGCCCGGUCAUGGCUAAAAGUAACCCAGAGUGGCCAGAUGUUCAAGUAUAUGAAAAAGUAUAUUGAUGCAUGUGGAGAAGAAGCAGAGGCCAACAAGACCUGUAUCAAUUGGUAUGCUUACUAUGCUCAAAAGCUGUAA
Molecule: messenger RNA, 222 nt
Organism: Mucor velutinosus
Lineage: Eukaryota; Fungi; Mucoromycota; Mucoromycetes; Mucorales; Mucoraceae
Exons: 2
Coding region: 1-222 (73 amino acids)
Source: RefSeq, a predicted model, not a curated record